UUUUUUAAAUUCAAUUUUUUUUAAAGGCAAAUGCUAGUGGAAAUGUACUAAGAAGUGAAAUUGUUGGUUGUAUAAAGAUGCGUGUUUAUCUUUCUGGAAUGCCUGAAUUAAGAUUGGGACUUAAUGAUAAAGUAUUAUUUGAAAGUACAGGACGUGGUAAAAGCAAGUCUGUUGAGUUGGAAGACGUAAAAUUCCAUCAGUGUGUGCGUUUGUCACGUUUUGAGAAUGAUCGAACAAUUUCCUUUAUUCCACCAGAUGGCGAAUUUGAAUUAAUGUCUUAUCGUUUAAAUACACAUGUAAAACCGUUAAUAUGGAUUGAAUCUGUGAUUGAACGCCAUGCUCAUAGUAGAGUAGAAUACAUGAUUAAGGCCAAAAGCCAGUUUAAAAGACGAUCAACUGCUAAUAAUGUUGAGAUUGUUAUUCCUGUUCCACAUGAUGCAGAUUCACCGAAAUUCAAAACAACAGUUGGAAAUAUAAAAUAUGCACCUGAACAGAAUGCAAUUGUCUGGAGUAUAAAAUCUUUUCCGGUAAUAUUUUCAUUUACGUGGUAUAAAAUAUAUUAUCUUGUAUGUAUGCCAAGAUAAUAUGUUUUUUGUGUAUUUUUUGAUAGAUAUGUAUAUACAGUGGGUGAUCAGUUAACAAACGGUUAAUGGUUCAGAUAAUGAACACUUCGUGAAAGAUUUUGAUGAUCAGACAACGAACACUUUACUGAACAAACAUAAAAAGAAGCAACGGAAAAUAACGAAUAUCGAUUGAUUUUCCCUUGUCUUCGGGUAACAAUUCGAAACUUUUCGGAGUGCAGAUGUCAACAUCAAUGCUCAACCUGAUACCAAUCAGAUAGUAUUCCUCUGAAUUUUGAAACUCUCCUGUGUAAUUCCAGCUUUUUAUUUACCUUUCUAACAAAUAAUUUUUUAUAGUCUUCAUGAGACUAUUGGCCAGGCACUUUGUUAAGUUUUGCAUUGGUGUUUAUUUACAAAAGGUGAAAGUUUAACUGUCCCAUCAGAUAUUCAUUAAUGUUUUAAUACCAAAUU
Molecule: messenger RNA, 1031 nt
Organism: Centruroides sculpturatus (bark scorpion)
Lineage: Eukaryota; Metazoa; Arthropoda; Arachnida; Scorpiones; Buthidae
Product: AP-1 complex subunit mu-1-like
Exons: 4
Coding region: 78-584 (168 amino acids)
Biological process (GO): vesicle-mediated transport; intracellular protein transport
Cellular component (GO): clathrin-coated vesicle; clathrin adaptor complex
Molecular function (GO): clathrin-cargo adaptor activity
Source: RefSeq, a predicted model, not a curated record